Messenger RNA from Girardinichthys multiradiatus, 4030 nucleotides. RefSeq names its product oocyte zinc finger protein XlCOF6-like. Lineage: Eukaryota; Metazoa; Chordata; Actinopteri; Cyprinodontiformes; Goodeidae. The record is from RefSeq and is a predicted model, not a curated record. The transcript has 2 exons. The coding region runs from base 26 to 2410 and encodes 794 amino acids.
GUCUCCAGUUCAGCCCCAGAGAGAGAUGAUGAACGAGCUGUUAACUCCUGCUGAAGAAACAUUUACUGAGUUUAAAGGAAUCAUCGUCAAGACCGAGGAAGAGCUCGAUGGUCAGCACAGACUGCUGGAUUUCAGCCGGAUCCCCCUGAUCAUCUUACACCGAAUAGAUCUCUCGCAAUAUUAUGCAUGUAAAGAGGAGGGGGUCCCCACUGAGCUCAGCAACCAGGAGGGGAACUCCACUUUAGAUCAAGAGGAACCAGAAUCUCUGCAGAUAAAACAGGAGCAAGAGGAACUAGAACAUCAACAGUUCAAAGAGGAAGAGGAGCAACUCUGCAUCGCUCAGGAUGAAAACCAGCUUGUGCUUAAACAGGAGACUGAUGACAUUUUGGUGAUUCCUUCGGAUGUGCAAACUAUUCACAAUGAAACAGAACCGAACAGGGACCAACUCAUCUCUCAGGCCACCGCUAAAGUUGAGAACCAGGAUCAAGAACCUGGAGAAAAGAGAGAUGAAGAACAGAAACAAAAUGAGAGAUGCCAGAAAACCAAACAGCAGAAAGGAGCUACUGACAGUUCAACACAAAAAAUGCACGAGAAAACUCAUCCAGACCAAAAUAUAUAUUCAUGUAAAAUUUGUAAUAAAAUCUUUCCUCCAAAAAGCCGUUUGAUUAGACACAUGAGAUCUCACACAGGUGAGAAGCCUUACUCCUGUACAACCUGUGGAAAAAGUUACAGUUACAAAGAUGUUUUAAAUGAUCACAUGAGGACUCACACAGGUGAGAAGCCUUACUCAUGUACGACUUGUGGAAAGAGUUACAUUGAAAGAAGUGGUUUAACUUAUCACAUGAGAACUCACACAGGUGAGAAACCUUUCCUAUGUGUGAUCUGUAAAAAAAGUUUCAUAAGAAGGUCUAAUUUAACUAGUCACAUGAGAACUCACACAGGUGAGAAGCCUUUCACAUGUGUUACUUGUGAAAAACGUUUUAGUCAGAAACAGCUUUUAACAAUUCACAUGAGAAGUCACACAAUUCUUAAGCGAAACACGACAAGUACAAUUCUGAAGCCUUUCUUGUGUUCGAUUUGUGAAAAAAGGUUCACCAGCAGAAACUACUUAAAUGUUCACAUGAGAUCUCACACAGGUGAGAAGCCUUUCUCAUGUACGACCUGUGAAAAAAAGUUCACAAAUAAAGGCGGCUUAAUUUAUCACAUGAAAUCUCACACAGGUGAGAGACCUUUCAGGUGUGUUACUUGUGAAAAAAGUUUCAGAAACAGUUCCCAUUUGGCACGUCAUGUUAGAACUCACACAGGCGAGCAGCCUUUCUCAUGUACGACCUGUGAAAAAAAGUUCACGUAUAAAGAAGGUUUAAUUUAUCACAUGAAAUCUCACACUGGUGAGAGGCCUUUCAGGUGUGUUACUUGUAAAAAAAGCUUUAGUAAUCAAAGCUUUUUAACUGUUCACAUGAGAACUCACACAUGUGAGAAACCUUUCUCAUGUGUGACCUGUGAAAAAAGUUUCAGAAACAGAUCUGAUUUAACAUGUCACAUGAGAACCCACACAGGUGAAAAGCCUUUCUUAUGUAUGACCUGUAAAAAAAGUUUCAGAAACAGUUCCCAUUUGGCACGUCAUGUUAGAACUCACACAGGCGAGCAGCCUUUCUCAUGUACGACCUGUGAAAAAAAGUUCACGUAUAAAGAAGGUUUAAUUUAUCACAUGAAAUCUCACACUGGUGAGAGGCCUUUCAGGUGUGUUACUUGUAAAAAAAGCUUUAGUAAUCAAAGCUUUUUAACUGUUCACAUGAGAACUCACACAUGUGAGAAACCUUUCUCAUGUGUGACCUGUGAAAAAAGUUUCAGAAACAGAUCUGAUUUAACAUGUCACAUGAGAACCCACACAGGUGAAAAGCCUUUCUUAUGUAUGACCUGUAAAAAAAGUUUCAGAAACAGUUCCCAUUUGGCGCGCCACAUGAGAACUCACACAGGCGAGCAGCCUUUCUCAUGUACCACCUGUGAAAAAAGGUUCACAUAUAGAGGCAGUUUAAUUUAUCACAUGAGAACUCACACAGGUGAGAGGCCUUUCAGGUGUGUGACUUGUGAAAAAAGUUUCAGUAAUAAAAGCGUUUUAACUAUUCACAUGAGAACUCACACAGGUGAGAAGCCUUUCUCAUGUAUAACCUGUGAAAAAGGUUUCAGUAAGAAAGACCUUUUAACUAUUCACAUGAGAACUCACACUGGCGAGCAGCCUUUCUCAUGUACGACCUGUGAAAAAAGGUUCACCAGUAAAGGCAAUUUAAUUAGUCACAUGAGAAGACACACAGGUGAGAAGCCUUUCUCAUGUACGACCUGUGAAAAAAGGUUCACGUAUAGAGGCAGUUUAGUUUUUCACAUGAAAGGUCACACGGGUCCGAUGGCAUAGUGUCAACCUCAAGGUCAAGGUGCUCGUUAACUUGCUGUUUAGAAGGCAGAGUAAUUACAGUUCGAUCUUUAAAAUCAUGCAGCUUGGUUAAAAAUGCAUUUCAAAUUUACAUUCUCAGAGUUUAAACUUCCCAUUUGAAAGAGAUUAUUUUUAGAUGAUAUUCAUUUACAGUAUAACUGCCUUAAUUAAAAGGGGUGUUAAUGGAUUUAGUCAUAGUUAGCCCUUUUCCACCAACACGGCUCGUAGCCCGUUUUGGUUCCUGAACGUGAUUUCGAGCCGGUGACUCGUGUUUCUACCAACAAAAAGAGGUUCUAGAGCAGGAACAUUACAGUUCGACAACAUUACAGAUGACAAAGAACAUCCUGUAUAAACAUUUUUUAUAUGUUUUCAAAAGCAGGCCAAACACGAAUUGUAUAACUACUUGUUUCCGUUACCCUCACGGAUGCUGAACAUAGGCAUAUGAAAACAUUGUACAAACCAUUGUUGCAUGGAGUCGGCGUCCCCUUUUCUGUAUUAAGUGACGUUUCUUUUUUUUUCUCUAUUACAAGGAAGAUUGCGCACAACGCUGCAAACUCCAUUGUCUCGGUACCAUGCUGCCCUCGCUCUGUGUAACCCUCACUGUUGAUGACUCCUGCUUGGUUCCCAAAACUGGUGGAAACGCACAUUUCUCCUUAACAAAACACGAAAGUUCAAAGGCAUGCGAACCGCACUGGUUCAAGAGUUUCUUCGUUGGAGAAACGUUAAGUUGGUCUUAAAGAGUGAAUGGGUUAAAAUGCUUUCAGAUUCAUACUGCAGCGACUUUAAGAACUUUCAGAGUCUUUUUGUGUGUGUUUAUCCUUUGUUGUAAUCAUACUGAAUUUUUUUUUUCAAUUGAUAAUUUUGGUAACUGGAUACAUGUUAGAGGUCAAUGUACAGGCUAGUAGGUUACAAAUUAAUUGCCCAUUGAGAUUAUUAAAGUUUCCUGAAUUUUUUAUCUACAUAUCGCACAUUAUUUACCAUUAUUUUCUUUUAGUUUCUGAUUCAGGAAGUAAAUACUUCUAAUUAUAUGAUGGCAACAACACAGACAUAAGGUGUACCAAAUUAUGAUGACACCUGAGAGGUUUUAUAUAACUUUAUUCUUUAAAUAUCUUCAUUGACUUCAUUCUUGUAAUACGAUUCUAAAUUGUAAAGUUUUUUUUACCUUCAUUUUCUCUCCCUGUCAGCUGUUUUCUCUUAAAUCAGUGUUUUGUUUUACUUUUCACACUUCUCUUAAAAUCCCUCUUUCAAAUAUACAUGUCUCAUCUUUUAAUUUAGUUCUGGAAAAUGAAGGGAUUUAUUAUAGGUAAACACCUCAAAAUAACCUUGUUGUACCCCUAAAAGCAGCAAUAAAAUGCAUUCUGAGGAAACCCUACCCCUUAAUACACAGUGUUACCUCAUUUGACUGAACAAUGAGAUACUUUUUGUUGCCAUCUAUCAAUCUAUUUAACCCUGAAGUAAGUUUGCCUAACUCCUUACAUUGAGCUGGGAGGCAUUUGAUGGGUUUCUUUCAUGUAAAGCCCAUUUUCAAUAUCUCAUAUUGUUCCAAAUAUUUUGACACAGCCCUCUGUCAUUUAUACAUAUUAAAGGAAAAUUCUUCUGUUU